Messenger RNA from Thyridium curvatum, 1467 nucleotides. RefSeq lists its product as uncharacterized. Lineage: Eukaryota; Fungi; Ascomycota; Sordariomycetes; Thyridiales; Thyridiaceae. Gene Ontology annotation, molecular function: heme binding; oxidoreductase activity, acting on paired donors, with incorporation or reduction of molecular oxygen; monooxygenase activity. The transcript is spliced from 6 exons. The coding region runs from base 1 to 1467 and encodes 488 amino acids. The record is from RefSeq and is a predicted model, not a curated record.
AUGGACUCCGACCCGUUCCUUCUCUAUUUCUUGACGAAGCACGCGCUUUGGCUCGAUUUUGAUCUGCUGUCCAACAUUGCAAAGCACUCGGCAUUUCUCGCACUGUGGUAUUGGACACUACUCAAGGGCCGGGCCCCCUGGGUUAACCACGACUGGCACAAGAAAUAUGGACCCGUCGUUCGGGUUGGAGUGAACCAUCUCAGCUUCUCCACCCACGAUGCGCAGAAGCCCAUCUACGGCUUCGGGAACAAGAAAGUCCCCUCCUUUGCCAAAGAUCCCGAGUUCUCUACUCCCGAGGUCGACAAUACCGUCAACAUUAUUGUCGAGAUCGACAAGCAGGAGCAUGCGCGCAUGCGGCACAUGCUCAGCCAUGCUUUUGCCAAUACCAACCUGUUCAAACACCAGGAUGUCAUUAAACGACGCACAGACGAAAUGUUGGCCAACUUUCGAGGCCUUCGGGAAGAGGAUGGGAAGCGGGGCAUCAACUUCGUGAAGUGGUCUUACUAUGUGACCUAUGAUAUUAUGGGAGAAAUGUGCUUUGGGGACUUGUGGGAGAUUCAGACCCAGAAGCAACCUCUGGGUAAAUUUCACUGGGCCGAUGUCAUCACCGCCACUACCAACGUGAAUGACAUGUUGAGGGCCAUUACAGUCAUCCCUGGACUUUUCAGCUUGGUCACUUGGUACAUGCCCAAGAUCCUGCAAGACACCAUCGUUCGUCAUGCAGAGUACGCAAAUGAAUAUACCCAAGCUCGCCUCGCCAUGAAGACCGACACCAAAGACUUUCUGUACCACAUGCUCAAUGACAAGAGCGUCCCAAGGCCGGCCGACAGUGAGAUCGCAUCUCACUUCCAAGCAAUGAUGCUUGCGGGUAGCAUCACCACUGCCACUUUCCUGCCCGGAACGAUGUACUAUCUUUGCAAAGAGCAGCGAACGCUCACCCGCCUGACCAAGGAGAUCCGCGACCGGUUUCCGUCGGAGUCUGACAUUGACGCCAGGGCGCUAACCGAGGACUGCCCUUAUCUGAAUGCGGUGUGCAACGAGAGCCUGCGCAUCUAUCCCCCGGCGGGCGCAGCCCACCUGCCCAGAAUCGUGCCCGAUGGUGGCGCUGACAUCGCCGGCUACUGGGUUCCUGGAGGCACGCGCGUCUCAAUUCACCCUUGGUCACUUGUCCAUGAUGAGAAGAACUUCCGCGAGCCCAACAGGUUUGUGCCGGAGCGGUGGCUUCCCGACGAGCCGGAAGGGCAGUGGGGUGACAAGUUUGAGACCAGCCUUCCUUUCCACUCUGGGCCCAGGGGCUGCCUUGGCAAGAACCUGGCAUAUCUCGAGAUGCGCUUCAUCAUUGCCAAGCUCCUCUGGAGGUAUGAUGUCGAGUGGUUUGACACAACGCUUGACUGGGACCGUGACGGUAUGGGAUACACGGUGUGGAAGAAGCCUGACUUCCGCAUGUUGCUACAGGAGAGAAAAUGA